AGUAAAACAGAAUAUAUGCUGGCUGUUGCAGGAAAUGUGGUCGGCCUGGGCAACGUGUGGCGGUUUCCUUACCUCUGCUACAGGAAUGGUGGAGGGGCCUUUCUGGUGCCAUAUGGUCUGCUAUCUGUGGUGUUGGGGGUACCUAUGUUCCUGCUGGAGAGCUCAGUCGGUCAGUACACCCAGGAAGGAUUCGUCACCUGCUGGAGGAAGUUGUGUCCUCUGGCACAAGGAAUUGGAUGUGCACAAUUGGUGACAAAAAUGUACGACUUUAGCUACAUAUUAAUGCAAGUCUGGGCUCUCUUCUACCUGGUGUUCUCGUUUAGAGCCCAGCUGCCCUGGGCCACCUGUGAGAACACCUGGAAUACAGCAAACUGUGUUGAAUCUUCCUCAUCAAAUCUGACAGUAAAUCUGACCGUGCUGAAAAACGCGACCCCUGCUGCUACUGAGUUUUGGGAGCGGCGAGCGCUGGGCAUCUCUGGAGGCAUUGAUGAGCUGGGCAGUGUGAGAUGGGAGCUGGCUUUGUGUCUUCUGGCCUGCUGGGUGUUCUGCUACUUCAGUAUCUGGAAAGGUGUCAGAUCUUCUGGAAAGGUAGUGUACUUCACUGCUACGUUCCCCUAUGUGAUGCUUCUGAUACUGCUCGUCAGGGGUGCUACUCUACCUGGAGCUUGGGAAGGGAUCUACUACUACCUGUAUCCAGACCUGAACCGCCUGGCUAACCUUGAGGUCUGGCUAGAGGCAGGAUCUCAAAUUUGCUUCUCCUACAGUCUGACUGUUGGGAUUCUUAAUGUCCUGGGCAGCUAUAAUAAGUACAACAACAACUGUUAUAAGGACUGCUUUUGGCUCUGUCUACUCAACAGUGGGACCAGUUUUGUUGCUGGAUUUGUCGUCUUCUCUGUACUUGGCUUCAUGGCUCAGAAACAGGGUGUUCCUGUCGAAUCCGUGGUCGAGUCAGGUCCAGGUUUGGCCUUCAUAGCGUACCCUCAGGCCACAGCUAUGAUGCCUUUUCCACAGUUCUGGACCGUCUGUUUCUUCCUGAUGCUCAUUCUACUAUCUGUUGACACACAUUUUGUGACAGUGGAGUGUUUUAUCACCACAAUAAGCGACUUGUUUCCGAAGCUGUUUCGUAAACCAGGAAGACACGAGUUGCUCGUCCUUUUCGUCUGCUCAUCUUUUUUCCUCGUACAUCUGCUGUUGGUCACUGAGGGAGGGAUUUACAUUUUCCAGCUGGUUGAUUAUUAUGGCAUCACCAGAGCGUGUCACUAUUUCUUGGCUUUAUCCGAGUGUCUGGCUCUGGCCUGGAUCUUUGGUGCUGAUCGUUUAAUUAACAUCAUUGAGGACAUGACAGGACAGAGACCAUCUGUUUUCUUCAAACUCUGCUGGAAAUACAUCAUUCCUCUGCUGUCACUGAUUUCCUUAAUCGUGUACCUGGUUGAUUACAAACACCUCAGCAUCAAUGACUGGUACACUUACCCUGACUGGGCGUAUGCACUGGGAUGGGCCAUGACACUGUCCUCUGUUCUCAUGGUGCCACUGUGGGCAGCUGGACAGAUGUGUGUGACAGCAGGAACCUUCAGACAGCGUUUGUUCGUCCUUUGUCGUCCCACUGAAGAUCUGGACCGGCAGGAGAGAGACUUAGAAGACGAGGGGACGACUGUUGAACUCAGGACGUCUGCAGCCACAAGUUAG
This is a messenger RNA of Cyclopterus lumpus (lumpfish), 1686 nucleotides long. Its product is annotated as sodium- and chloride-dependent betaine transporter-like. The record is from RefSeq and is a predicted model, not a curated record. The coding region runs from base 16 to 1686 and encodes 556 amino acids. Gene Ontology annotation, cellular component: membrane. Gene Ontology annotation, biological process: sodium ion transmembrane transport. NCBI's taxonomy places the organism in Eukaryota, Metazoa, Chordata, Actinopteri, Perciformes, Cyclopteridae. The transcript has 14 exons.